Molecule: messenger RNA, 2991 nt
Organism: Bacillus rossius redtenbacheri
Lineage: Eukaryota; Metazoa; Arthropoda; Insecta; Phasmatodea; Bacillidae
Exons: 16
Coding region: 26-2593 (855 amino acids)
Biological process (GO): dephosphorylation
Molecular function (GO): phosphatase activity
Source: RefSeq, a predicted model, not a curated record
CGCCCCCGCAGCCCCAGAGGGAAGGAUGUACCCCGCCGCGCGUCAGGUGCUGCUACUGGCGGUCCUCCUGUGCGCCGUCAGCUCGCUCGCCCGGCCGGCGGACGACCUCGGCGCCGUCGUCUUCGCCAGCGUGCUGUUCCGCCACGGGGACCGGGCACCUACUGGGUCCUACCCUAAUGACCCGUACAACGAUGUGGCUCGGUACUGGCCCAGGGGAUAUGGCCAACUAUCAGAGAUCGGUGAGGAGCAGCACUACAGGCUGGGCUCGUACCUCAGACAGAGAUACUCUGACCUGCUGCCUCUGACGUACAACUACAACGACACCCACAUCAGGAGCACGGAUGUGGACCGUACCCUGGUGAGCGCCCGUUGUAAUCUGGAGGGACUGUACCCGCCGACAGAGAAGACCUUGAGCCAGCCCAGCAUCAAGUUUCAGGCCAUCCCCAUACACACCGAGACUCAGAGCAAUGACGAUUUGCUGCUGCCUUUCGACAACUGCGCCAAGUACACGAGCUUGGUGUCGCUCCUGAAGCAGUCUCGCGAGUACCAGUGCGUCAUGGAGACGACGGCGGACGUGCAGCGUGAAGUCUCCGCGCACGCCGGCUACACCACGUUCGACGCGGGCAUAGCCGACGUCCUGUUCAUCGAGGAUUUGUACAACCUGAAGUUACCUGACUGGGUCACUCCGUACUACCCAACGCCCUUGAGGAACUUGUACCUUCUAGAAAACUACAUUGUGAACGCUGGCACCACGGAACUGCAGAGGUACGCAGCAGGUCCCAUGCUGAAGGAGAUCAUCGAGAACAUGCAGGCAAAGGUGAAUGCCACGCUCAGUCCAGACCGCAGCCUCUACAUCUACUCGGCGCACGAUGACAACGUGGUAAACACUCUGCAGGCCUUGAAAGUCUUCAAUGGCAUCCUGGUGCCGUACGCGUCCACGGUGCUCAUCGAGCUCAGGGAGAAGUCCGGUAGCUUCUACGUCACGGUGUCGUACAAGAACAGCACGGAGACGGAGCCGUACCUCCUGCAGCUGCCGGGAUGCGACUCCCUGUGCCCUCUGGACCAGUUCGUGGAGCUGACCAAGGAGGUCAUCCCCGACGACCUGGACACCGAGUGCGCCGAGGAAGCAGAGGAGGGAAAGGAGUACCAGUUCGAGGUGCCGGCGAACGCUAUUCUUCCUGAAUGGGAGCAUUGCUUCGAAAAACCGAAAACGCAGAAUGAGCAGUUCCACGUGAUGUCAUUCAUUGUUCCAGCCAAGAGGAUCUCGUAUAAGACGGCGCGCCGGCCCAGGAGCCACUGUCACGUGUCACAGCAGCAGCGGACAGUCGCCCCAGCAAGAGAGAUGACGACGACGACGACGAUGAUGCUCCGAGCGCUCGUGCUGACCGUCGCGGCGGCAGCCGUCGACUCCCGGUCGCUGUCCGCCUCGGACCGCGGUCUCGGCCAGAUCGUCUUCGCCAGCGUGGUGUUCCGGCACGGAGACCGCGCGCCCGAGGUGCCCUACCCCAACGACCCCUACAAGGACGACGUCAAGUACUGGCCGCGCGGCUUCGGCCAGCUGACCCCGAUCGGCGAGGAGCAGCACCUGCGGCUCGGCACCUUCCUGCGGCGCCGCUACGCGCACAUGCUGCCGCUCGCCUACAACACCAACGACACGUACGUGCGCAGCACCGACGUGGACCGCACGCUGGUGAGCGCGCGCUGCAACCUGGCGGGGCUGUACCCGGACGUGCCCAAGAUCCCGCGCGGCGGCGCGUCCGCCGUCAACUUCCAGGCCAUCCCCAUCCACACGGAGAUGCAGCCGCACGACUGGCUGCUGAAGACGUACGAGAUCUGCCCGCGCCACGCCGUGCUGCUGGCGCAGCUGAAGCAGUCCCGCGAGUUCCAGUGCGUCGUCAAGGCCACGGCGGACCUGCGGCGGGAGGUGCCCAAGCACACCGGCCAGCGCGAGUUCGCGUCCGACAUCUUCGACACCCUGCUGGUCCAGGAGACGCACAAUAUGCCGCUGCCCGACUGGGCAUCGUCCUACUACCCGACUCCCUUGAAGCAUCUUCACCUGCUGGAGAACUUCAUCGCCAUAUCCGGGACGUCAGAGCUCCAGAGGCUGUCUGCUGGUCCGAUCCUGAGGAAGAUGGCGGAGGACAUGCUGGACAAGGCGGACGGCGUGCUGACCCCUGACCGCAGCCUCUUCGUGUACUCGGCCCACGACAACAACGUCGUCAACAUCCUGCAGUCGCUGAAGGUCUUCAACGGCCUCCUGGCGCCCUACGCGUCGGCCGUGCUCGUCGAGCUCAGGGAGAAGAACCGCAACUACUACGUCACGGUGUCGUACCGGAACAGCUCGCAGGGCGACGCGCACCUCCUGCAGCUGCCGGGCUGCGACACGCUGUGUCCGCUCGACGAGUUCGUGCGGCUGGUGCAGCCCGUCAUCCCCGACGACAUCGAGGCCGAGUGCGCCGAGGAGGUGGUCGGCGUGCCCGAGCAGGACUUGCAGGUCCCUGCCGCCGCUAUUCCAGCAGAAUGGAAGCACUGUUUCGAAAAAUCGAGAAGUGGAUCAGAGAAUGGAAGAUAUGUUAAUGUUCCUUACCAGUAGAUGAGACCCAAAAUCGCACUAGUCCGAAUCCACUGGAUUCAUGUGUAUUAUUUAUGUCAUCCUAUAUUUAUGAUUUUUUUUUAAUCAUCUCUCCUUUUACAAGAGAAUAUUUAUAUUGAAAUAUGAUUUUUUAUAAACCAUAAAACCAGUCAGUGAGUAGUCAUGUUGGUGAAAAUUGUACGAUGUUUCUUCAAAAACAUGUAUUUGUGUAAAAUAAUUUUCACACUUAAAUGACAGUUAUUCAUUACGAAUGUUCAUUAAGUUAAGAAUGUAGUCUGCUAGAUAUUUAUCAAAGUACAUUUUUUCACUUUUUUUGUAUUACUGUCAAGUAUUAAUUUUAAUGAAUAUUACAGAUCUCGUGAUUAAAAAAACUUACCAAAUAAACUUUACGAAAUUGA